AUGCCCACCCUUUUGUUCCCUCCUAUCCCUCCUCCCAGCAUCCCCCCCUCCACCUCGACCUCGACCAGCUCCUCUCCAGAAAAGGCAAAAAACCCAGCAAGUCUCGACGCCCUCCUCACCGUCCUCGGCUCCAUGCUAAUCUUCUACGCCUCCUUCGGCCUCAUGAGCAGCUUCGGCUUCUUCCAAGACUACUAUUCGCGCUCCUUCCUCGCUUCAAGCCCUUCCUCAAGCAUAGCUUUUAUAGGGACCCUGCAGAUGGGGUUGACGAAUGCCAUGGGAGCGCUGUCGGGGGCGCUUUGUGAUCGGUUUGGUGUAAAGUGGUUACUUCUAGGUUCCGGGUUCGGAAUUACAGUGGCGUUAUUGAUGCUUUCGUUCGUCCAACCUGGACAAUUCUGGCUUGUGUUUCUGAUACAAGGGUUUUUGAUGGGUUUGUCGAUUUCGUUUGGAGUGCAGCCUGCACUUACGGUUGUAGGGCAGCAUUUUAAAGAGCACAGGGGGUUGACGUUGGGGGUUGUGUCGAUGGGGUCGGCGGUUGGGGGGAUUGGGUUUCCGGUUAUGCUGGGCCAGGUGAUGCCUAGAUGGGGGUUUGGCGGUGCGCUGAGGUUGGCGGCUGCGAAGGUUGUGGUUUGUUACUCGAUUGCGCUGUGCUUGUGCACUAGCAAGCCUGUUCGCAGUUCGAACUGCAAGGAUCGCACUUUUCGUGUGGACUUUGGUGGGUUUUUGGAUCCUCGGUAUGCGGUUCUCUGCGUAGGGACGUGGUUUGCUAUCCUCGGUCUUUGGCUUCCUGCCUAUUAUGUCAAAACUUACGCUGAUAAUAUACACCCUGGGAACAAUGUUAGUAAAUAUUUCCUUUGUAUGAUGAACGGCUGCAGCAUGCUCGGUGGAACAUUGGGCGGUCUCCUAGGCGACCGCAUAGGCCGAUUCAAUCUCCUCUGGCCCGUCACAUUCCUCUCAGGUUGCCUCUGCCUCUUCCUCUGGCUCCUAAGCACCAACCUCUCCACGCUAAUCUUCUUCGUCUGCGCAUACGGCUUCUUUUCCAGCAGUGUAAACACACUCCCGACCUCGAUCAUCGGACAAAUUACUCCAGACGACAAGUUUGGCGCGAGGACCGGAGCGUUCUACAGCGUCAUCACCAUCUCGAGUCUUAUUGGGACGCCGAUCGGCGGCGCACUUAUUGUAGACGAGCAUGUUAGGGAGGGGUAUCGGUGGUUGAUUUUGUUCUCGGGAACUGCACUCAUUGUCGGAUCCAUAUUUAUGCUCGGCAGCCGUAUGCUGCAUGGCAAGGACUCGCGCAGGAGACGAGAACUGGAGAUAUCCUAG
Molecule: messenger RNA, 1320 nt
Organism: Bipolaris victoriae FI3
Lineage: Eukaryota; Fungi; Ascomycota; Dothideomycetes; Pleosporales; Pleosporaceae
Exons: 6
Coding region: 1-1320 (439 amino acids)
Biological process (GO): transmembrane transport
Cellular component (GO): fungal-type vacuole membrane
Molecular function (GO): transmembrane transporter activity
Source: RefSeq, a predicted model, not a curated record